Molecule: messenger RNA, 981 nt
Organism: Kluyveromyces marxianus DMKU3-1042
Lineage: Eukaryota; Fungi; Ascomycota; Saccharomycetes; Saccharomycetales; Saccharomycetaceae
Gene: CDA2
Product: chitin deacetylase 2
Exons: 1
Coding region: 1-981 (326 amino acids)
Biological process (GO): ascospore wall assembly; carbohydrate metabolic process
Cellular component (GO): prospore membrane
Molecular function (GO): chitin deacetylase activity
Source: RefSeq, a predicted model, not a curated record
AUGAUUUUAACCUGCUGGAUUGUUAACAUUUGGAUUUCCAUAGUCUUAGUUUCUGCCGCAGCUAUUGAUAUGCUUGACGUAGAAUCGAACUCGCUGAGUAUCUCCGCUGAGGAUGCUAGCAAAGAAGCUACUCUCAGUGAACAAAGUAUUUUCCCCAUUGGCAGAUCACCUAGGAGUCAAGCAAAGACCCCUUUCCCUGCCUGGCUUACCCAAUUCACUGGCUUAACUGAAUGGCCGGGUGCAGAUCCUCCGUACAUUCCUUUGGAUUUUAUCGACUUUAACAAGAUUGAGAAAUAUGAACCAUAUAAGGAGGGACGUUGUAACAAGAAUCCCAGAGAAUCUUGCUCUUUCGAUUGUCAUAAGUGUGUUGCACACGACGACGUGCAUUCUUGUGCUAAGUUGUCUCAAACAUUCGAUGAUGGUCCCUCCGUUCACACGCUUACACUUUUGGACAAGCUACAGCAUAAAACUACUUUCUUCACAUUAGGUAUGAAUGUGGUAGAACGUCCUGAAAUCUACCAUACUGUAAUGGAAAGAGGUCAUUUGAUCGGAACUCAUACUUGGUCACAUCCAUUUUUGCCUAGUCUUACGAAUGAGCAGAUUAUCGCUCAGUUAGAAUGGUCGAUAUGGGCAAUGAAUGCAACGGGUAACCACUUGCCAAAGUGGUGGAGACCACCAUAUGGUGGUAUUGAUAACAGAGUUCGUUCUAUCGCAAGACAAUUUGGGAUGCAAGCAGUUCUUUGGGAUCACGACACUUUGGAUUGGUUGGCAGCUUCAAAUCCAUUUCAAAGAACCGAAUCUGCCAUCUUGAAAGAUGUUACUGAGUGGAAACGUACCUCCAACGGUUUGAUUCUUGAGCACGAUGGUAGUAAGAAAACUGUCGAUAUUGCUAUGAAGGUAAAUGAUAUUAUUGGUUCCGACCAAAUGACCGCUGCUCAAUGUGUUGGUGGUAUCGAUUACAUUAAGGAAUUUAAGGUUUAA